UGUGUUUUGAAUUCAGACGAGUCUGGAAGUAAAGCCCAAUCUACUCAGCUGCUCGCCGUAGACGUUAUCACUUUUGACCUGCCCAUCUUAUAGGUCGCCACUGACAUCCCUCCACCUCGCCGAUCCACAGUUUUACGCCUUACAUGUGCCUUCUUGAAGAGGACUAAACAGCUCCCUAGACUGAAACUCACCAGGAUGUGUAUAUAGUCGGUAACGACAUCAUUAUCCCAAGAAGAAGAAGGCUGUCUGCUCUGCGUUGCUGUAUAUACGACUAAGCACUCAACUCCUUGCAUAAGACGUCACCACCUUCGCCUGGCUGCUCUGCUGGCGGCCGCUGGCGUCAACCACACCCGAUAAUCUGCUAUCAUCGGCCUCAUCUGUGCCUUCCCCAAGAAGACAGACCAACUGUUCCGCUGUGAUAACCUCAUUGGUUGAUACUGUGGCAGUCAAGAAGCAUGCCACCGGUGAAAUACAGCGAUAGGGAGAAGGAGACAGCAGAAAGAAAACUGAAAUCCCAAGCCAUGCACAAAGACUACUGGUCUGUCAAUGAUUACCAAGACAAUUUUGAGGAGCUUCAGGAAAUUUUAGAUGUGUUGUUUAAUUCAAUUGAAGGAAACAGCUAUGUUGUUGAGUACCUGGAAAACCAAAAUGGAACUCGUCUUAUAGUAAAAUGCAAGGUGUGCUCUAAAGACUUGUCAUCAUAUGAUCCGUUUAUUACACAUGAGAAUGGCAAAAACCACAAGAAGGUUCGACAGAAAAUGAUAUCUGUUGCAGACCCAAAUCUGGAAAGUGAGUUGAAACUUCAACCUCUCAAUAAGUAUCGUGGUACUUUUGCUGAAGGAUCGCUUGAAGACCUGGUUGAUUCUACAGGAUCAAAUGUGCUAGGAAUGCAGUUUGUAUACAAAGAAGUAAUUAAUGGUGAAGAUACCUACACAUGCCAGCUCUGCCAGAGGUGUGCUGAUGUUUAUCAGUUACCAGCUUCUAGAAUGUUUUCACAUUUGACAUCUGUAGGACACAAUCAAAACUAUUUGGAGGUGAAGUUUGGAUACAUAAAGAAGUCCUCACGAGAUUUUGAAGAGGAAUGUUGCCAUAUAGAAGAACUUGAAGGGAAGGUUCAUGCGAAUAUUGCUGAUUUAACAAUGCAAUACAGUAAAGAACAUAGCAACUGGCACCAUUGCAGGCCAAAGAGUCCUUCCACGCAAGAUAGAAAGUCAAAGAUACCAAAGAUUGAACCUCCUGAGGUCAUUGACAUAGAUGACAUCACAAAAAAGUGUGUAAAACAGCCCCAGACAUGUGAUGUGGGCAUAACUGCUGAAAUAUCAUCAGAGGCUCGUUUUAUCUUACAUGAAAUCAACGCCAUGCAAGAGGCAGAUUGUCAGAUGAUUCUACAAGAUGAUACUGAUAUGCAAGAUCUCCUCAUGGAGACCUUAUGGGUUCUCGCAAACAAAAUGGAAAAGUACUACAAUCAAACUGGUGCUACCUACAGUGAAGGCAAAACCAAGACUCCACUUUCUGUUUGUGCUGAGAAGGUGAAGCAAUACAUUGCAAAAUUUGCAGAACUGAAGUAACCCAGCAAAGACAUGCACAAGGAAAUGAAAAAUCUACAUUCAAAAUUGUUGUUUAGAUGAAAAAUUAAUCUUGUUAAAAAUAGUAUUUUUCCAGUAGGGCAUAUAUGUUAAAAAAAAAAGUACAUUUCAGAUAGGGUAUAAAUAGUACAUACAGUAAACCCUUGUUAUAUCAGACUAAUUGGGGGAAAGGCACUUACAAUAAAAGUGAAGACCCGAUAAAAGUGGCAAUGUGAGUAAUUCUACUUCAUAAAAUAAACUAAUGGUAAUAAAUAUAAAAAGAUUGAUAUAGUUAUGACUAUUAAUAAAAAUUUUAAUUUACCACACUUUCUUUCUCAUGAAAACAACUAAAACACUAUAUUUAGGCAAAAACGUACUUAAGUUAAGCCACACACCCAUGUAUAUAUGGCAAUGAUUUAAUUUUCACUCCCAAACCCCUCCCUCACUCCAUUCUUGACUUGCUUGACCCAUGACUCACCACUUAGGAACUUCCUUUUCUGCCCUGACUAUCCAUAGGUAUGAAAAUACAGUACAGUAACAAGAUUUCAUAAAAAAAAAUAUAUAUAUAUAUAUAUAUAUAUAUAUAUAUAUAUAUAUAUAUAUAUAUAUAUAUAUAUAUAUAUAUAUAUAUAUAUAUAUAUAUAUAUAUAUAUAUAUGGCAUAUGUUAGACAAUGUAUGGCAGAUGGCAGACAAACACCAAAUUAUGACAGAAAUACCACUAUUAUGCCAGACAGAGCAACCCUGGUGGGUGCAUUGUGUGCUCACCACAAGCAGCACCACACUCUCCCUCCCUCCCUUCCACCUUCACUCACUUCCUUGCCGCUGCCACUGCUGACUGGAAGUUCUGCCUCAUUUACUGAUAUUUGUCUGAUAAAUCAGAUGGAUGUCUGUAGGCCAUAUAUGUACAAUAAAUGCAAAAUCCAACAUGAUGGGGUCUGAUGUAAUGAGGUUUACUAUAUUAACAAAAAGUAGUACAUUUCGGGUAGGGUAUAAAUAAUAUAUAUUAACAAAAAUAGUACAUUCUAGUAAGGGCAUAAAUAUUGGCAAAAAUGGUGCAUUCCAGGAAGAGUAUAUAGAAUUUAUAUGGUACUGAGGUUGUGUUGAUGGUGCUGUGAGAGGAAGUAGUGAAGAUAGGCAUUGGCAAUGCUGUAGUGGGCUUCUGUGUGGUAGUGUUGGUGAUGGGCCUGAGAUGCAGGUCGAUGUGGAGGCGCUGGUUUGCUGGAGUUUGCUGUGAGCCAAGUCAAUGUGCUGCCAGAGAGACAGUGAGAGAGUGCCUGUUCCUACCUACACAACACUGACAUUUGCCACUUCCCACUCUGUGACUCUGCGCCCCAAAGCACAUUGUGAGGAUUACAUGUGCUGGCAGGUUGAGACAGCAACUGCCUGAAGUUGUGCACAAUACCUAUGUAGCCUGUGAUGGUGCAGACUGCAAGUGGAGGCAGUUGUGCAACGCUGCCUGCAUGGUGCGAUGCUACCUGUGUACUGUUAUGCUACCUGUGUGGUGAGACACAUUACUCUGCGAUACUGGAUGCUGUGCUCUGGUGAGGCCAUUGGGGUGUGUGUUUUGUGUGUAUUGUGACGUAUACUGUGUGCCAUGUGCCCUGUAGUGCUGCUCUGUGCUAUAAAUAAAGACAGGAUUGUCA
This is a messenger RNA of Scylla paramamosain (green mud crab), 3209 nucleotides long. RefSeq lists its product as uncharacterized. The record is from RefSeq and is a predicted model, not a curated record. Lineage: Eukaryota; Metazoa; Arthropoda; Malacostraca; Decapoda; Portunidae. The transcript has 11 exons. Bases 456 to 1568 code for a protein of 370 amino acids.